Molecule: messenger RNA, 429 nt
Organism: Acanthoscelides obtectus
Lineage: Eukaryota; Metazoa; Arthropoda; Insecta; Coleoptera; Chrysomelidae
Source: the annotation of a GenBank genome assembly
AUGAAGCAAAAUAUUGGACGGGGCGAAUUUUCUCAGUUCCCGAAUUUGUCACAGACAAGCUGCCAGGAAGACGACGUUUCAACUUACGUUCAACAUUUAAAUGCCCUCUAUUCAGAUUUUGAAUCUAGGUUUGAGGAUAUUUUGACUAUGGUAAUACCACCGUGGAUAAUUAAUCCAUAUGGUGACAUAGAAGAAACGAAUGUCAUAAUACAAGAGGAACUGACUGAACUAAGUACAAAUGAAGAACUUGAGAUUCAGUUUAAAAACGGAUAUCAGCAAUUCUGGCUGCAAAACAACAUACCCGUUACUUAUCCCGUAUUAUGGAAUAUAGCGAGAAAUUUCCUUUCCAUCGUCAUACCUAGUGGAAAGAGGGUUCAGCGCUGUUACCAAUCUCCUAACGAAAAAAAGAAACAGACUGGACAUCAUUAG